Molecule: messenger RNA, 1524 nt
Organism: Zingiber officinale
Lineage: Eukaryota; Viridiplantae; Streptophyta; Magnoliopsida; Zingiberales; Zingiberaceae
Product: protein DETOXIFICATION 49-like
Exons: 1
Coding region: 1-1524 (507 amino acids)
Biological process (GO): xenobiotic detoxification by transmembrane export across the plasma membrane
Cellular component (GO): membrane
Molecular function (GO): xenobiotic transmembrane transporter activity; antiporter activity
Source: RefSeq, a predicted model, not a curated record
AUGUGCAAAGAUCCGCCAUGCCAAUUUUACCUCCACUAUGAGCUCACCGCUCCUUUCGGGGUCGUCGAGAAGCCACUCCUGCCCUCGGUCGUGGCCACCAAGCCUCCCGACAGCGGAACGGCCUGCUCUGCAUUUGUGGAAGCCAGAUCCAUUAUGAGUGUCGCCUUGCCGAUAGUUCUGACCGGCUUACUUCUCUACUGCCGCUCCAUCAUCUCCAUGCUCUUCCUCGGCCGGCUCGGCGAUCUCGCCCUCGCUGGCGGCUCCCUGGCCAUUGGCGUCGCCAACAUCACCGGCUAUUCCGUGCUCUCAGGCCUUGCCAUGGGCAUGGAACCCAUAUGCGGCCAGGCCUUCGGGGCGCGCCGCUACCGCCUCCUCAGUUUUGCCCUCCACCGCUCCGUCCUCCUCCUCCUCGCCGCUUCCUUCCCCAUUGCUCUGCUCUGGUACUACAUCCUCCCUCUCCUUCUUCUCCUAGGCCAGGACCCCGCCCUGGCCUCCGUCGCCGCCUCCUACCUCCACGCUUGCCUCCCAGACCUUUUCCUCCAGUCCUUACUCCACCCGCUCCGAAUUUACCUCCGGACGCAGUCCAUCACCCUCCCGUUGACCAUCUGCGCCAGCCUCGCCGUCGUCCUCCACCUUCCCAUCAAUUUCCUCCUCGUCUCCGUCCUCCAUCUAGGCAUCGGCGGCGUCGCCCUUGGAUCCGUUUUAUUCAACCUUAACGCCGUCCUCUUCCUGAUCAUCUACAUCUACUUCUCCGGCACUGACCGUAGAACCGGCGGUCUAACCUUUGGGUCGGAAUGCUUCAGAGAAUGGAGACCGUUGCUAGGCCUCGCUAUUCCUAGCUGCAUCUCCGUGUGCCUGGAGUGGUGGUGGUACGAGAUCAUGGUCAUCUUGUGCGGGCUUCUGGUAAAUCCGGCGGCCACCAUCGCCUCCAUGGGGAUUCUGAUCCAGAUCACGUCGCUAAUCUACAUUUUCCCUUCCUCGCUCGGCAUUAGCGUGUCCACCCGCGUCGGCAACGAGCUCGGUGCGAACCGACCGGACCGGGCCCGGCGGGCCGCAGAAGUCGGGCAGUGGUGUAGCGCCGCGCUGGGGCUCCUGGCGCUCGGAUUUACGCUCGCGGUGCGCCACACGUGGGCGAGGAUGUUCACGUACGAUGCGCCCAUCAUGGAGCUUACGGCGGCUGCGCUGCCCCUGCUGGGGCUGUGCGAGCUGGGAAACUGCCCGCAAACCACCGGAUGCGGCGUCCUGCGGGGCAGUGCGCGCCCAAAACUAGGCGCAACCAUCAACCUCGGUUCGUUCUACCUCGUCGGUGCACCGGUUGCUGUCGCGCUGGCGUUCUGGACGCCACUCGACUUCCGGGGUCUCUGGCUCGGGAUGCUUGCGGCGCAGGCGACCUGCUCCGCCCUGAUGUUGCUCUCCGUCAGAAAGACCGACUGGGAAGCGCAGGCAGCGCGUGCUCGAAGCCUGACAGGUGCAGAAGCCGAUGCCGGCGAUGAGUCGCCGUCAAAGCAGCCGCCGUGGCAGUGA